Molecule: messenger RNA, 2700 nt
Organism: Parnassius mnemosyne (clouded apollo)
Lineage: Eukaryota; Metazoa; Arthropoda; Insecta; Lepidoptera; Papilionidae
Source: the annotation of a GenBank genome assembly
AUGUCUCGCCUUAUCAUCAAAAACUUGCCGAACAAAGUUACAGUAGAAAAACUUAGAGAUUUGUUUUCUCAAAAAGGAGAAGUCACAGAUGUGCAAUUGAAAUACACAAAAGAUGGAAAGUUCAGAAACUUUGGUUUUGUUGGAUACAGAUCAGAAGAACAGGCUUCUGCCGCGAAGGAAUAUUUUGAUGGUACUUGUAUUAAUUCUAUGAAAAUUAAUGUUGAAUUUUGUGCCAAUUUGGGAGACGAAAACAAGCCCAGAGCUUGGAGCAAAUAUGCAAGUGAUAGUUCAGCUUAUAAGCAACUUAAUAAAACUGAUCAAGAUAAAGAGUUCAUAAAACCAAAAAAAGAAAAACUGAAUAAAGCUGAAAAAAAUAAAAUGAAAAUCAAGGAACUUCUUAAAAAGCAUAAAGGAGAUCCCUUAUUUGAAGAAUUUAUAGAAGCACAUAUUAAUGAAAAUACAACUUGGAUCAAAGAAGUAUUAGAAGAAGUUAAAAAAAGUGACAAUGACAAUAGCAGUGGUGAGGAAGCUGAAAAAACUGAAGAAGUUAAUGGUGUUAAUGAUGAAAAAAAUGUUGAGGUCAAUGCAGAAGAAGUUAUUUCAAACAGUGAACAAAAAGUAGCCAAUAAGCAAAUCAGUGAUUUAGAGUACAUGAAAUUAUUAAUGAAGAAAGUUGAAGGUAGGACAACAGAAAUAGGUGCUAGUAAAGAAGAAGAAAAGCCUAAGAAAAUUAGAAAUAGACCAUUGUUUUAUUGUAAAUUAACAGGAUUACCAUUUAAAUGCAAAAAGAAAGAUGUCAAGGAAUUUUUCAGACCACUGGUACCUUUUUCCCUCAGAUUACCACUUGGUAAGGGAAAGAAAUUGGCUGGAUUUUGCUAUGUUGGUUUCAGAACAGAGAAAGAAUUGAAAAAGGCACUUGCGAAGGAUAAGUUGUUUAUAGGUAACCACCGCAUACACGUGAACAAGUAUGAAAGCAAAUCAAUGAAAGAGGAAGAGGAAGACAAAUUAAAUGUAAAAAAGAGACAAGAGCAAGUAAAUAAUGAAGAAAGUGUAGGGGAAAGUGGAAGUAUCUUUGUGAGAAAUUUACCAUAUGUCGUUUCUGAAGAAGAGGUCACAAAGGUUUUUGAGAAGUAUGGGCCGUUAGCUGAAGUCAAUAUGCCAAUAGAUCCAAUUCUUCGGCAACCGAAGGGUUUCGCUACUAUCACCUUCGUUAUGCCAGAACAUGCAGUAAAGGCAUACUCAGAACUAGACGGAACUUCGUUUUGCGGUCGGAUGUUACAUCUGCUGCCUGCUAGAACGGAGAAACUGGAUAAAGAAGAAGAUGACAGCGAGCUUUCUUUUAAAGAGAAAAAAGCUAAGAAACUAAAAGAGCAAGCAAAAUCCUCACACAACUGGAACUCAUUAUUCUUGGGCGCUAACGCCGUGGCCGAUGUGAUCGCCGCUAACUACAAUAUCACAAAAGAACAACUACUUAGUGAUGUCAAUAAAAAUACCAGUGCUGCUGUCAGACUAGCACUUGGUGAAACUCAGCUGGUUGCUGAAACAAGAUCCUUUUUAGAGAGUAAUGGGGUAUAUUUAGACGCAUUUAAUAAGCCAGCCAAAAAACGUUCAAAAACGUGCAUAAUAGUCAAAAAUUUGCCAUCAGAUACACAUAAAGACGAAAUAAAAGCUCUCUUUGAAAAGCAUGGACAAGUCGCGAGAUUUUUAAUGCCAAAACACGGCAUCACUGCCUUGGUUGACUUUAUAGAGCCGUUUGAAGCCAAGAAGGCGUUUAAUAAACUGGCAUACUCUCAAUUUAAAGCGGCUCCGUUAUAUUUAGAAUGGGCGCCUGAAAAUGUUUUCGUAAAAACUGUAGAAACUAAAGAAACAGCGCCUAAUGAAACAGACAAGUUAGAAAACGUAAGUAAACAAGAACAAGAAAUUAGAACCAAGGAACAUUUGGAAAUGGAAGAUACUAAUUUAGUUGAAGAGGAAAUCGAAGAAACAACGGAUGUACCGGAGAACGAUAGUACUAUAUUUGUCAAAAAUCUCAAUUUCAAAACUACUGAAGACAGCUUAAAAGAGCACUUUAGAAAUUGUGGGAAAAUACAUAGUGUUAUCAUUGCUAAGAAGAAAGAUCCUAAGAAUCCUGGUCAAUUCCUUUCUAUGGGAUACGGUUUUGUGCAGUUUUAUAGAAAGCAACAAGCUACUGAGGCAUUGAAAUCGCUACAGAGCUCAAACUUAGAUGGCAAAACACUGGAAUUAAAGAGAUCGGAACGAGGAAAUGUAAGUGAACUUAAAACAUCGAAGAAGAACACUAAAGACACAAUUCAAAAUGGAACAAAAAUACUUGUUCGUAAUGUACCAUUCCAAGCGAACAGAAAGGAACUACAUGAGAUUUUCAGAGCGUUUGGUGAAAUAAAAACUUUGAGGUUGCCGAAAAAACUAACAGCCGGUUCUGACCAACAUCGUGGAUUUGCGUUUGUUGAUUUUCAUUCCAAAGCUGAUGCGAAGUCUGCUUUUGAAGCAUUAUGUCAGUCAACUCACCUUUAUGGUAGAAGAUUAGUUUUGGAAUGGGCGGAUCAAACGGAUGAGAAUGAAGAUAUUAAUAUAUUGAGAAAGAGAACAGCCGAAGCUUUUAACGCUAAGCUUCCAGGGGGCAAGAAAUCUAGAAAAGCAGCAGUCGAUGUUGAAACUUUUGUUGAGGGAGAAAAGAGUUGA